Molecule: messenger RNA, 2340 nt
Organism: Filobasidium floriforme
Lineage: Eukaryota; Fungi; Basidiomycota; Tremellomycetes; Filobasidiales; Filobasidiaceae
Exons: 14
Coding region: 1-2340 (779 amino acids)
Molecular function (GO): carboxypeptidase activity
Source: RefSeq, a predicted model, not a curated record
AUGAGAAAACACCACUCUGGGCAUCAUGGACAUCGUGGACAUCAUCAUCGUUGUGGGAAACAUCACCAUCACCCCCACCCGAUCGGACCCAAGGAAGCAGAAGCGUUAUUCCUCAAAGUCCCUAACAACGAUAGUGUCGCAGCGGCGUCUAAGCGGUACACUGCCUACCCCCACCUCGCCGGCACCGGGGAAGAUCUAUUUUCUGCCUUGACCUUGAAAGCAGAGUAUGAAGAGUUCCUGGGCAUCCCCUUUUCGGCUCCUUACGACAAGAUCUGGCCGGCUGGAACACCUGAGAAUCAGGCUGCUAUUCGUGAUCUGAAGGACAAAGACGAGCCUGAAGUUUGGAUCGAUACUUACUACCCGUUGAUGAACAAGCCCGUUUCGAGGUCGGUUGAUAUCCUUCUGCCCGAUGGUAACGGAGCCGUGGAAUGGUCAGCCAAACUCCGGGAGGAUAUCGUGGAAGGCGAUCCCGAUUCCGUAUUCCGGGACGAGGUGCCUACCUUUCACGGCUUGUCGGUCUCUGGCAACGUCACCGGCAAGAUUCUGUUUGCGGGUUAUGGGAGCAAGCAAGACUUCGAAGCCCUAGAAGCGAAUGGCUACGAUUUGCGCAAGGAACCCACAAUCGUCCUCGUCAAGUAUGGGAAAGUCUUUCGAGGACUCAAGGUCAAGGCUGCUCAAGAAGCCGGGGCGAUCGGAUGUCUGAUCUACUCUGAUCCCGGUGAUGAUGGCGAAAAGACCAUCAAGAAUGGUCACAUGCCGUAUCCAAAAGGCCCGGCCAGACAGCCGUCCAGCGUACAGAGGGGUAGCGUGCAGUUCCUCAGUAGCUACCCAGGCGAUCCAUCCACACCAGGAUAUCCCGCCUAUAAGAACGCCAGCCGAGUUCCGGGAGGCAAUUUCCCGGCGAUUCCGUCUUUACCUAUCAGCUAUGAGGACGCGCUGCCACUACUUCGCAUGGUGGAGGGACAUGGACGACUCGCUAAAGAGGUCGGGGCCGACUGGGAGGGUGGUCUCACUGAUGAAGUUGAAUACUGGACCGGACCGAGCCAAAAGGACGUACGGUUCGUGAACGAGGUGGAUACGAAAGAGACUCCAAUUUGGUCGGUAUUCGCUUACAUCCCGGGGCAUAUCAAGGACGAAGUCGUCGUCAUUGGUAACCACCGCGAUGCGUGGGUUCUAGGCGGGGCUGACCCAUCUUCAGGUACGGCCACCGUACAUGAGAUCAUGAAAGGGUUGGCAGCGCUCAGACAAAGAGGCUGGAAGCCAAUGCGAUCGAUCUUGAUCGCCAGCUGGGAUGCCGAAGAGUACGGUCUCAUAUCAUCCACCGAGUUCUGCGAGGACUUUGGCGAAUGGCUGCAACAGAACGUCGUGGCGUAUCUGAACAUCGAUGUCUCGGUCUCCGGCUCGAACUUUCAUGGUGCGGCAUCUCCAUCUUUAGCCAACUUAUUACGGAACGCAGCGAUGGAGAUUGAACACCCUAGCGACCCGCACCGAACCUUGUGGGAGAUGAAAGACGGAGGCGACUGGACAAGCUACAACGCGGAUGUGAAGGGGCACUUCCAAGAAGACAUGUAUUCGUCUAGCACCAACUCGAUCGGCAUCAAGGCGCUUGGAUCUGGAUCCGAUUACACCGCGUUCUUACAGAGAUUCGGAAUUGCGAGUACGGACAUGGGCUAUGGAGGCGGGCCAAACGACCCCCCAUAUCACUACCACUCCAUCUACGAUUCGCACACGUGGCAAGCGCGAUACGGUGAUCCGGGAUUCCACAAACACGCCGCGGCUGCGAAGAUGCUCGGCUUGAUGACUUUGCGAGUUGCAGACUCCAUUCUCCUGCCUUUCAACUUGACCCAAUACGCCCAAGACCUCUCAUUAUAUCUGGCCAAAGUCGAGGGUAUCGCCAAGACCCAGAAGUUUGAGGUGAACUUCGAUGGGCUCAGGGAUUCGAUAGGCCUGCUGCAAAACGCCACGAUCUCGCUUCAGCACCACUCGAACGCUCUUUUGAAACGUCUCGCAGAGCUUUCACCCCGAGCGGGAUCUCCUCAUCUCUCGCUCGUUUCUCGAAAGAAUGCCAUUGGCAAGGUUUUAAAGGAGCUCCGGUCGAUUAAUAAGAAAUUGGCUGGCUUCGAGUCUGGUUUCCUCUCGGCCGAAGGUAUUAAAGAAAGGGAAUGGUAUAAGCACAAAGGCACUGCUCCUGGAAAGUGGCUUGGUUACGGGGCCACGACCUUCCCCGGCUUGACGGAGGCCAUGACGAUCGAUCGAGACGUCAAGGCGGCACAACGCGAAGCAGACGAAUUGACGUAUCUGAUUCAGAAGAUGUCAGAGCGAUUGAUGGUCACGCAGUAA